This is a messenger RNA of Owenia fusiformis, 1916 nucleotides long. Lineage: Eukaryota; Metazoa; Annelida; Polychaeta; Sabellida; Oweniidae. The record is from the annotation of a GenBank genome assembly.
AGAUGUCUGCCAAAGCUACGGCCUCUCUGAGACGUAGAGGUCAUCAGAUUAGUAAAGCGAACAGACUUAAUGGAUCUGAGCAAAGGAAACUGGAAGUAGGCUGGACAAAACUAGAAAAAACCUACAAAAACCGAAUCUCUAAAACUGAUCACUAUUCUAGCAUCAUUCAUAAACAAUUAAAAGACUAUGAAAAAGAAACGCUCAAUUACUACAAUGACUGUAAGCCAUUCGAUGACGUUUACUGGCAAGAUAUGCCCGAUAACUAUGGUGAUAUACUACAAGCACAACCAAGGAAACAUAAACAAACCAAGGUGACAGCCCCAGUAUAUGAUAAACCUCUCUCUGCUGUUGUCUGUGAGGCAAGAUUAGCUCUUAGUAAAAUACAAGACAAACGACAAACGGGCUUUUAUCACAAAGCAAAGAACAAGAGGACUUCUGAACUUCAGAGUGCUCCUGUUACAGGACGAUCGAAAUCAGGAAAACAGAAAAUUACUAGAUCGGAUCCCAUAAUCCCAAACCAAGACAGUCUAACAAGUAGACCAAAGUCAUCUAAACAUAUUGUCAAGACAUAUACUGAGGACAAUGAACUCACACACAGAACAAACAACAAAGAAAAAGACGAUGUUAGUACAACAACAUUUGUACGUCCAAAUAUGGCUCCCAAGUCCAAAACAAACAAUUGGAACCUGACAGAGAAGACAACUGACCAAUCAGAUACUUCUAGACUCCAUAUACAUAUGGAAAACUAUCAGAACAAUCACCAAGAUAAACAUGUAUUUGAUGAAGAUACUAAGUUUGGUGAUAGGGAAAAUGUCAAUGACAACAUUGAUUAUGGACCAGUAAAAACAGUUGGAGCAAGUGCCGAUUUGGAUGCAAUAGAUGCUGAAAAUGUUGAGCCAGGUGAUACAGAGAGUGCACAGUUAUUGAGACAUGACACAAAUAUAUUAGAUAUUUCAGGUUCAAACCCUCUUAAUAUAAAAAACCAUUCAAAUGAAUCAACAAAUAUACCAGAGGGCUUCACUGACAAACAUUUGACAACUGAAAAAGGUGAUUUGAAAAACAUUUACCUUCCUAAAAGAGAAAAGAUAUCAGAGGGGAAUGAAGACAAAGAUACAAAUGAUUUACCACACAAAUCUGAUAAUGAAAACUAUAACAACACACCUACUGUUGAAAGUGAUACUCAACAGAAUUCCAAUGAUGAGGUUAUUCAAAGUGAAAUAAACAAAGACAUCCACUUUGCGCAUACAGUUGCACCUAGCAAAGCUCAACAUAGCAAUAGAUCUAUACAUUCUCUGAAUACCAUUAGUGAAACUGGUAACACAACAAAUGAUCCUGUGACUGAAAAUGCACGAAAAAUCAACGAAAAUCACCUACCUAAACUAAGCAUGCGGGGAAAAUGGAAAGCAAUUGCUAUCAAACGGGGAUUAGUAGAACAAAAACCAAAGGCUGUGACUACAGAGACAGCUCCAAAACAAGGAUCUGCGAAACAAAUGCCAAAAGCUAUAAUAACGGAGACGGGCAACCUGGUUUAUGAAGAUAAUGAUGAUGAUGACACAAGUUACAAACAAAUAAUGAUCAAUAAGUGGAAGGCAGUAACAUUGUCUAAAAUUAUGAGGUCAAAUCCAGAUGCAUCAGCUACCAAUGUCCCUAUAAGUAAUGGGCUAACACUUCCCAAACUGGGACCAUUGGGUCAUGGGCGACGACCUUCAUUUGCAAGACUUGCUUCAAAUCAUAAUGAACCUGACUUUGAGGGUGAUGAUGUAACAAUGCUGCAAAUCAAAUCUCUUAAAUUUUAAAUAAAAGACUGUGAUUUUAGGUAUGAUUUUAAUAUAGGAUAAAUUAGUAAAAAGAAUUAUUUGAAGCUCAUUAUAAUAGAUCAGGAUUAUAUGAACAACUAACACUAUAUGAACAAUAAA